Molecule: messenger RNA, 771 nt
Organism: Aspergillus viridinutans
Lineage: Eukaryota; Fungi; Ascomycota; Eurotiomycetes; Eurotiales; Aspergillaceae
Exons: 2
Coding region: 1-771 (256 amino acids)
Source: RefSeq, a predicted model, not a curated record
AUGGAUUCGGACUCGGAAUCAUAUGAAAAAACAGGCGGAAAACCCUCAAAGGACAUACUUGAGCCCGCCGUCCUCUUUUUAUCAGGCCAGUCUGUCCUGACUGAGGCUGCAACUCCAACGCCGCUUUACCAAUUGAAGAGUGACAUCACGUCAAUCGCAAACAAGGACUCGUCCGUGACACUUGAAAGAGUCGAGCACGAUGUACCUGAGCUCGAGACUGAGAUAGAGGGCGUCACUGCUGGCACGGCGCGAAAGAACCAUCUAUUCUACCUCGCACACCCUGUGAAUGCGCAAUACCGGACCGACAUACCUUCUAGGUAUUACAUUACUUCUGCGGUACCCCCGAUGCUGGGCAAUAUUCGCCUCGAGACUUCUGAGGCACGGUUCCAAAGGACGUCCUUCAAAGCGAUGUUAAGCCCGAAAAGAACCGCCUCGGAUAAGCCAUUAUUUGACGAGGGCACACAACAACUCCUAUUGUUUGAUAUCUACCCAGAUUGGAAAAUUGGUCGCAAUUGCUAUAGGUGGAGCGAUUCCAAAGGCAGACAGGCCGCUAUUGAAGAAAAAGAGAAUGACAGGUAUAAAUUAUCCAUUACGAGAAGUAUGCCGCAGGAGUUGAGGGAUGCACUGGUUGCUACAUGGCUGUUAAGGCUGUGGCACAACACGGCCGAGAGUAAACAAGCAAAAAGGGAAUUCUUUGAAAGCAUGACAUCACCAGAGGCGUAUAAAGAAAGCAUGAAUCCAUAUACGCCGAGGCAGUGCAUAAUUAUGUGA